AUGAAAAGUAAAAUGCCACCAUUUAGACGUAAAAAAUCAGGAAAGUCUUUUCCUAUUAAAGUUUGCACUCUAGAUGCAGAAUUAGAAUUUAAUUUGGAGUGGAGAGCUACGGGGAGAGAUCUAUUUGAUCUAGUUUGCAGAACAAUAGGAUUAAGAGAAACAUGGUACUUUGGUCUUCAAUAUGAAGAUGCUAAAGGGUUCAUAUCAUGGCUCAAAUUAGAUAAAAAAGUGCAGGAUCAAGGAAUUUCUCAGCAACCAACCACACCUUUUAUGUUCCUUGCUAAAUUUUAUCCAGAAGACGUCGCUGAAGAAUUAGUUCAAGAAGUAACGCAACAUCUUUUUUUUCUUCAAGUUAAGCAAGCCAUUUUGUCAAUGGACAUUUAUUGUCCACCAGAAGCUUCAGUUUUAUUAGCAUCUUAUGCCGUACAAGCAAAGUAUGGAGAUUACGAUGAAGUUUCCUGUAGACCAGGAAUGUUAACCAGUGAACAUUUACUUCCCCAAAGGGUAAUUGAUCAAUAUCAAAUGACAUCAGAAAUGUGGGAGGAUCGUAUUAAAAUUUGGUAUGCGGAUCAUCGAGGAAUGUCUCGUGAUGAAGCGGAAAUGGAGUAUUUAAAAAUAGCACAAGAUCUUGAUAUGUAUGGCGUCAAUUACUUUCCGAUAAAUAACAAAAAAGAAACAAAUUUAUGGCUUGGUGUAACAGCACUUGGGUUGAAUAUUUAUGAAAAAGAAAAUAAGUUAACUCCAAAAACUACAUUCACUUGGUCUGAAAUACGUCAUAUAAGCUUUGAUGAUAAAAAAUUUGUAAUCAAACCAGUAGAAAAGUCAUCACCAAAUUUUGUGUUUUUUUCUUUAAAAGUUCGCAUGAACAAACUGAUUCUCGAUCUAUGCAUUGGAAAUCAUGACUUGUUUAUGAGAAGGCGUAAACCCGAUUCGAUGGAAGUUCAGCAAAUGAAAGCUCAAGCCAAAGAAGAAAGAUCUAGGCGACAGAUAGAAAGGAAUAAAUUGGCAAAAGAAAAGCAAUUACGUGAAGCUGCUGAAAAAGAAAAAGCUGCCAUGGAACAACGAUUACUUCAAUAUCAAGAAGAAAUUCGUCUAGCAAAUGAAGCAUUGAGAAGGUCCGAAGAAACAGCAGAUUUACUAGCAGAAAAAAGUCGAGUAGCUGAAGAAGAAGCUAUGCUAUUAAGUCAGAAAGCGUCCGAAGCUGAACAAGAGAUUACUCGGAUUCGGCUAAAUAAUAUGAAAACUGAAGAAGAAAAAGUUCAUUUAGAACGAAAAACAAGAGAAGCAGAAUUACUAACAGAAAGGUUGGUUCAAGAGUCUGAAAGAAGAGCUGCAGAAGCUGAGAAACUAAAGGAUGAAUUACUUCGAGCACGCAUAGCUGAAAAAGAAGCUAAAGAAAAGCUUUUAGAGUUUUUAAGUAGAAACGCUUAUACAGCCACUAUAACACCUGUACCAAAUAUAUUUCCAUCAACACAAGUUCUACCGUCCGAUUUACAAGCAGAUCUUCAAACUUUGCAGUUAGAUACAGAUCCACUUCCUACAGAAUUAACAUCGUAUGAUCUCAUAACUGACGGAGAUGUUGAUCAACUCUCGUUAGAAAUAGAAAAGGAAAGAGUUGAUUACUGGGAAAAAAGUAAACAUUUGCAAGAACAGUUGCGUGAAUUACGCUCUGAAAUAGAAGUAAUGAAAGUUGGGGAAAAACAAUGUGAUUUAGACCAACUCCAUGACGAACAAGUUAGACUUGGUGAAAAUAAAUACAGUACUCUUAAAAAAGUUAAGUCAGGCUCUACUAAAGCCAGAGUUGCCUUUUUCGAAGAACUUUAG
Molecule: messenger RNA, 1824 nt
Organism: Cotesia congregata
Lineage: Eukaryota; Metazoa; Arthropoda; Insecta; Hymenoptera; Braconidae
Source: the annotation of a GenBank genome assembly